AUGGGCCUAGGAGAGAACAUUCUCACACAAACCCACCUCUCGACCGACAUCUCCAUCCUCCCUACUCGACUCUCGCCUACCCUCCUCACCCUUCUUCUCCUCCCUCUCGUCCUCUCCGCCCUCCACCACGGUAUAUCAGUCUGGAGACGCACACCCUCCGUGGUCUACGAGCUCCCAGAACAAUGUGGUUCACCGCGUAGGGAGAAGGCAGACACGAAUCGCCGACGGAUAGAUCGGAAGUGGAUGCCGGCUUGGCAGAAGAAGCUGUGGGGAAGCGCCUCGUAG
Messenger RNA from Aspergillus affinis, 285 nucleotides. RefSeq lists its product as uncharacterized. The coding region runs from base 1 to 285 and encodes 94 amino acids. The record is from RefSeq and is a predicted model, not a curated record. NCBI's taxonomy places the organism in Eukaryota, Fungi, Ascomycota, Eurotiomycetes, Eurotiales, Aspergillaceae. The transcript has 3 exons.